Lineus longissimus is the source of this 8496-nucleotide messenger RNA. RefSeq names its product titin-like. Lineage: Eukaryota; Metazoa; Nemertea; Pilidiophora; Heteronemertea; Lineidae. The transcript is spliced from 3 exons. The record is from RefSeq and is a predicted model, not a curated record. Gene Ontology annotation, molecular function: protein binding; GTP binding. The coding region runs from base 277 to 5589 and encodes 1770 amino acids.
UGAUAUAAAUCUCAGGCCGGCACGAUAGCUUCUCCGAAGAAGGUCGUCCUUCUCAUCAAAUUGAGAAAAUACUUAGUAGCCUAUACGGCCGUCCUAGUCGUAGGACUUGUAUAGUAUAUAGGGAAGCAAUACUGUGACCGACUAACUUCUGCAGUCUAGUAUAACGUGACUAGCAAACCAAAGAUAUUCCACACCAGAAAUUUACACCAUAUAUGCGUAGCUCAUAUCAGUGCUCUUGAAGCGUUGCUACUUCAAAGAUCGAGGCCAUUGAAGAACAUGGAGUCCCUACCUAUUCCUGAAAAGCCAACCCUGUCUUCUGAUGUGACUGACACCAGCUUAUCAAUUUCUUGGGAAGUCAAUGGUAAUGUAUCAAAUAUUACCAACUACAUCAUAUAUUACAGCGCAGUUGAUGACAAACCUAAUGCACCUUCAUGGAAAAGCUUAGUUACCAAGGAUGCAGCCACCGAAUUUUACAUUUGUGACCUGCUGCCGGAUACUUCGUAUCAGUUCAAAGUUUCUGCAAACACAAAAGAAGACCAAAGUCAGCCCAGUGAGCUAAGCAAUAUCAUCAAAACAACCAGGAAUGAUAUAGCACAAGAUGCAACAUCUGAUGAGGAUGUGCAAACUGUAUCCAGGGGUCUUAUCCCCCUUGCAGGGUCGCCAACACUCGCAAGUUAUCCGCAGACUCCGUUCCAAGACACUUCAAACCCAAAUGAAGUACAUAGUUCACCUAAUGAGGAAAGUGCCACCAACGGAACGGAUACCAGUAUGGUAGGAGUUGAAUCAUCUGAGGUAAUUCAAAAUCUACCCCGGGACAAUUCACCACUUUCGGCAUUGCAAACUCUGACUAGUGUGCCACCGACUCAAUUCGAUGAUUCUUCAAAAAGGGUGGAGGAAGUUGAAACAUUCAAUUACGUUGAAAAUCUAUCCAGGGGCAACUCACAAUUUUCAGGGUCGCCAACUAAAGAGUUUCUGACUCAGUCCCAGGAUUCCUCAAACAAAGCCGAAGGAAGGAGUUUGACAAGCGACCUGGAUGAUUUCAUCGGGAACAGUACUAUUGACGCUAAGGAUCCAUCUCGGGGUCCUACUCCACAGCAUGAAACCCUUUCAGGACCGUCAACACAUCCAGGCAGUGUACCUCCGACUCGUGAUUCUUCAAACACAGCAAAAGGACGAGUUGCACCUAGUGAGCCGAGCAAUACUACCAGUACGACCUGGAACCAAUCCGUAGAAAUUGAAGCAUCUAAGAACGUUCCAAAUUUAUCAAGGGGCCCUGCACCAGAGAAACCAACACUUGCGGGACAGCCUACACAUUCCAGUGUGCCCCUGAUGUGGGUUGUAAAUGGUGACACAUCAUCUGUUACCCAUUACACAGUAACCUACAAAGCGGUCGACCAAGGUGUCAGUCUGGGAUCCGCAGGGAAAUGGGAUACCUUUGACACUAAAGGUUCCGAAUGCAACUGCGUUAUUGGUAACCUCAGUGCUGAAACUUCUUUUCGUUUCUGUGUGUCUUCCAAUAGUAAGAAAGGAAGCAGUCCACCUAGCCUAAUUAGCGACCUGAUAUGUACAAGCAUUAAACCUGGAACCAGAGCACCUGUACCAGAUAGACCUAUUCUGGCAGGAAUAGUUACCGACAAAAGUGUCCCACUAUCCUGGAAAAUCAACAGUAGCGGCCUGCAUAUCACCCACUUCACCGUCAUCUGUAAAGAUGCCUCCGACAAUGGCAAUUGCAAGUGGUCGCUCUUUAAGACAGAAAAUGCAUCCACUAGUUGUGCUGUUAAAUACCUUCGCCCAGAAACCAGCUAUCAGUUUGGUAUUAUUUCUCACACACAUCGGGAACAAAGUAAACCAAGUGUCUUCAGUGAAGUCAUCACAACGAUUAGAAAUGCUCAAAAUAUUGCCCCACGUCCCCUCAAACCACAACUUGCCGGUUCUGUCAGCCACAAUCAUGUACCUUUGUACUGGAAUGUUCCUGAUGGCUCUGCACAUAUUACUCACUACACUUUAAGUUAUAAGCAAGUGGGAAAAGGCCCUUGGGUAUUUUUUGAUACGAAAGAUUCGCAUACCACAAUUGGAAACCUCGAAUCUUGCACCGCCUAUCAGUUUCGAGUUGCAUCGAACACUGAUCGAGAUCAGAGCACUCCGAGUCCACUGAGCGAUGUCAUUUCCACAACCAGUAUGAAAUGCAGUCCUCGUACCAGUAACCAUACAAGGAAUAUGAAUGAUUGGAAACCUCGACACCCAAAGCUUGGUAAACCGACCGCUGCAGGGCCCGUUACCUGGGACAGUGUACCCUUAAAGUGGGAAGUCAUGGGGGAUCGAUCAUACAUUACCCACUACACGUUGACCUAUAAGAGGUCGAGCGAUAAGGGCAGUUGGAUGACCAUAACGACUGACGACGCAGAAACAAGCUAUAGAGUUGAACACCUUGACCCAGGGACUACUUACGAAUUCCGUGUUGCAUGCCACACUGAUGACGGUCAGAGUCCACCAAGUAAGAUAGCAAAAUUAACGACAGCAAAAACCUCGAAAACCAAUUAUGGUCAUCUGCUUAGUGCUGGUCAUGGGCUCCCAAUACCCAACACACCAUACGUUGCUGGAACGGCAAGCUAUAACUGUCUUACAUUGGGCUGGAAGGUACAUGGCAACACUAGAAAUAUUACCCACUUCACCUUGACUUACAAAAUUGUUGGAGAAAAAGGUCACUGGAUCGCUGUUGAGACAAACGACACGGGAAAGAAAUUUACAGUGGAAUGCCUCAUGCCCAACACUCCCUACCAGUUCCGUAUCGCUUCAAAUACAGAUUAUGGUCAAAGUCUCCCGAGUAGUGUUAGUGACACCAUGUGGACAACCACGGAUCCUGGGAGUAUGCAAGCGAAAACAUUCUCCAACCCACCCAUACCAAAGAAGCCUAAGGCAUUGGGAGCUCCUGGACAUAACUGUAUCCAGCUUACUUGGGCGGUUCCCGGAAAUCCUUCACAUGUUACCCACUUUACGCUGACGUACAAGGUUGCUGGCGAAAAAGAUCACUGGUUCACCGUUGAAACAGAGGACACAGACAAAGCCUAUACGGUUGAAGGUCUUCUCCCAAAGACUCCUUACCAGUUUCGUGUUGCUUCAAAUACAGUUCAAGAGCAGAGCCCUCCGAGUCAAACCAGUGAUAUCAUCUUCACCUCUGAUGUACUCCAAACAAGCCCCGACCAGAUGCCUCCAAUACCAUGUAGACCAGCCCGCAUUGGCCCAGAGAACCACAAUACCUUGACACUAGCAUGGAAAGUGGACGGGGAUGCUUCCAGUGUAACACACUUCACUCUCAGCUACAGAGUUAUCAGCGACAAACCUAAUGGAAUUCCAGACGAAUCUUGGACAACCGUUCAGACUGAAAAUUCGGACACAUGGUUUACUAUUGAAAAUCUUGAACCGAGCACUCUGUACCAGAUUCGUAUUUUAGCAAAUACAAAAGAUGGACAGAUUUACCAUGGCGAUUGCAGUGAAAGCUACAUGCAAACUGCACCUGGUUCGACUGAACUGGCGGAAAGCGCCGUCUCUUUUGAAUCAUUGCCUGUUGUGAGACCACCACCAUGUCCCGGAACACCAUCGCUGGCUCCUGAACAAAAACCUACGCAAAAAUCGAUGUCCGUUGUUUGGGACGCAGAAACAGAUGAGUCGCAUGUUACUCACUUCACCCUUGAAUACAAGGUAUUCAGUCGAGAAGUUUUGGACUGGGAGAUGAUCGAAGUUCCUGGUUUGUCGCGUGAGUACACACUCAUGAAUCUUCAUCCAGCAACGGCAUAUUUACUUCGGAUCAAAGCCCACACCCCAACUGUCUCCAGCUGUUCAAGUGAGAUUGGUGGUCCAUUUCAUACAGAGUCUAGAACAAGAGGCCAAAUUUAUCGUGAACAUAUCAUCAGCAUUAGUACACCUGUCACGUCAGAUAAAGGCAUGCCUCUAUAUCAAGUUCCUUUGCAUUUGAAUAUGAUGCACAAGGAAGAAAGAAUACGAAGGUACGAGUUUGGGCCUAAGCCAGCCAUUCCAAAGCCGGAAAAGGUUCUUCUUGUGGUAGGGGCAACUGGAGCAGGAAAAUCGACCCUUAUCAAUGGCUUAUUUAAUUAUGUCAUUGGAGUGGAGUGGACAGAGGAAAACAGAUUCAGACUGGUGGAAGAAAGUGGGCUAUUUGAAACACAGCACCAGAGCCAAACUAAGAUGAUCACAGUCUACACAAUUUAUCAUCACAACAUCUUUAAGAUACCCUUCACACUGACGAUCAUUGACACACCAGGGUUUGGAGACACAGGAGGGAUUAACAAUGACAGACUAAUCAUAGAAUCAAUCGGACAUCUCUUCCGAAGGAAGGAAUACGGUGUUGAUCACAUCGAUGCUAUUGGUUUCGUGGCCCAGUCAUCACUUCCCAGACUUACCCCAACCCAGAAGUACAUCUUCGAUUCUAUUCUUUCCCUCUUCGGUAAAGACAUUGCAGACAACAUAUUCCUCAUGAUUACCUUCAGCGAUAGCCAGCGGCCGCCUGUUCUCGCAAGCACAAGCGAAGCAAAGAUUCCGUACAAAUCGCACUACAAGUUCAACAAUUCGGCCUUGUUUGCCAAGAAUGACACUGAGGACAAUGAGUUUGAUCAGAUGUUUUGGAAGAUGGGAGUAGUGAGUUUCAGAAAGUUUCUUCAUGACCUCUCAACCGUUGAAGGAAAGAGUCUGAAUCUAACGAAAGAAGUGUUAGACGAGAGGCAGCAGUUAGAAGUUUAUGUGACGGGAAUUCAGCAGGAAAUCCACGUUGGCCUCAACACACUUGAGCAGUAUAGAGUUGAAAUUAAUGUCGUCAGGCAACAUGAGGCUGAUAUUGAGAAGAACAAGAAUUUCUGGUACUCCGUACAAGAGCACAAAAUGGUUGAGGUGAAAUUGAAUCCCGGCCAGCAUGUAACCAAUUGUAUUACUUGCAACCGGACCUGUCACUUCCCGUGUUAUAUUCCAAAUGAUGCCGAUAAAAGAAGCUGCUCGGCAAUGAAUUCUGACGGAAACUGUAGGAUCUGCGCGAAAAACUGCAUCUGGAGCAUGCACCGCAAUGUACCUUUCAGGAUUGUGGUUGAGACUGUUACAGUCAAGAAGACGGCAGAAGAGCUAAAGAAGCGUUAUGAGAAAGCACAGGGGGAGAAGUUAAAUGCAGAGAAACUCACAAAUAAGAUAUUGGAGGAUUUCUAUAAUUUGGAAGUGAAGGUUCUCUUCAUGACAUCUGAAGUCAGGCGGGGCCUUGAAAGACUGAACGAAAUCGCUUUGAGGCCCAACCCACUUUCGACCGUCGAGUACCUUAAUAUUCUGAUCAGGGCUGAGAGGGCUGAAGCGCACCCAGGCUAUCAACAGAGAAUCAUUCAACUGGAAAACGUUAAGGCACAUGCCAAAACAUUGUGUGACAUGGCAGCUGAUGGUUAUGACCCGUUUGACGAUUUCAGGGACGUGAUCAAUCAGGCACAGAGCGCCCAAAAUCGACCGUCGUUUCAGGAUGCAGCAGCCAGCUUCAGAAGGAGGCAUCCUUUCCAGAGCUUUUUCAAGAGCUGCAAAGGUUUUUUCGGUUUUCAGCAUUAAAAGACGUUGUCUAUUUGAUAGACGGUCUGAGGAACAUACCAAGUAGAGUUCAUACAAAAUACGUCAACAUGACCAAAGUUAAUAAAGACUGUAUGACGUACCUUCGACGUAACGACACGUGACAGAUGACAUGUUUGUAUAGACAGACGUUGAACAGUUGAAACAAAGAGGGUCACUGAAAUUAAGAUGGAGGAGGGGUGCAAUGCCUUUACCUCAAUAUAUAGGCUUUCGCUUUAGAGAGGAAAUACUUAUAUCAUGGACUACAUGUAAUGCUUAGAAUAAAGUGUAUAUGAUGGCAGGGUUUCCCAAGUUUGACCAUAAUAGAAGUUUGUAAAAGUGAGAUUUUGCCGAAAAUGUAUUGAACUUAUUGGUCUCGUUGCGAUUUUGUGGCUAUUCAUUGUAUGAAGUAAUAAUACAUGUAUAACCGGUGUCAAUCCCCAAAAAAGGAUUUCUCAUGAUACUUUUGAUAUUGUAAAAGCGGCAAAACAACGACAAGGAAAAAACACUGUAGAAGCGGGUAAUAAACAGACCCUGCUAUACCGACAGGAAGAACAUGCUCAACUUCUUGGUAGUAAGGGAUGAACACAGUGGUAAGCCACUGUAGUGUUUUUAGUAAGAAGAAUAUUGUAUAGUGGUGGUCAGUACAGAUGCCACCACCUGGGAUGUGAAAAACGCCAGAGUUUCGUCAUUAUUCGUCCUUAUAGACUCUUCAAAUUUGAUAUUAGGCAUACUCAGUCAGCCGGCCACGCGCCGUUUUCGGGCAACUUCUCUAACCACGAUGACGUCAUUUUUUACUCACUAACAUAAUGUUGUGUGACACAGGUUAAGAAUAACCUUCGCUUAUUUGUCGAACCAAUUAUCGGUAAAGAAAGAAUGUUGUCAAUUUUUACUGGGUCUUUUAAGACGGGGUUGAUGACAAAAUUUUGUCAUAAUUUUGAGAAAAUCCUCGCUUCUUCGCUCAAAAAGAAGAUGAUUGAUACGGUUGUCCAACUAGAUAGAAAAAUCUAUAUAUCGUUAUAAAUAUUAUGAAGAUUAUCCUCUGUAAAAAUCGUAUUAAUCAGCUAUCAAAGACUUAUUUUCGGGGAAGUUUUAUGAAACGUGACAGAACCGCUGCUGAAACUCGCGGCUGAACAGUGCAGUUCUUCUGCGCCAAUUACCGAUUAGCGCUAUCUGAAGAUUGCGCUGCGCGUUUUUAGAAUCCUUUAAUUGCGCGGCAAUCUCGAGAUCGCCCAAGGUUGGCUCUUCCGAUUGCGCAUUUUAGUGAUGAUAGCUUUGUAAGAGCACUUAUUUUGCGUUGGUAGCUUUAUUUUCAUCUAUUUUUUGCUACACCUUCGGUCACAUUACUGUCAUGUGACUAUCUAUAUGGGAUGCUGAAUAUGAACUAAUUCAAUACCGGCUAAAGAUAGCCACAAUUUUUUUUUGUACCGAUAUUUGGCUCCUGAUUGGCUACCCAAGUGAUUAUAUAGUUACUCCAAUAUUAUAUUGGGUCUAGUUCUUCAACCAUUUAGCAAUCUUUUCCUCUGUCAUGUCUGUUGUUUAGUCAUGUCGUAUGUUAGAGUGGGCCCUACACUGGCCUCAAGAGGUCUUUGUCUUGAGAAGAGAGACAUGCUACUAAAAGUCCCAAACUGUUCCAGUCCAGCCCGGUCACUUCGAUAAGGCCCACUCAAUUUAUAUGACUGGAGGGGAGAUUUAUUGAAUGCAGGUGGUGCAAUCCAAUGAUGCAAAACUUAGCGUCCAGCGUCCAAAAUAUGCGUUCAGAUUUUAACAACUACCGCAGGUUAGAGACUAAUUCAUACUCGGUUGUAUCAAACAUCGGAUCGUUUUAAUUACAAAUGUGUUGCUAUUGUACUAUCAACAAUGAUUCAUGUAUACACAUAGUUUGACAGAAGCCUUCCUAACCGUAUCCAAAACGAUGCAGCGAGAAGCAUUCAGUGGAUAUAUAGGCGUAUUCUGUUAAAAUUUAUAUUUAAUUGCUUGGCCCCAGACAAGAGAAAUUGUACACCAAAUGUAACAUUGUUCACCUUAGUGUAUGUAACUACGCCUUGCGCUAAACACCCAGCGGGGGGGGGGGGGAUAUUAAUGUUCGCCUCCGAUGAAAGACAAAGUUAUUUUAUUCUACGCGAAUUCGCCCAUGCAUAAUCAUGGUGAUUACUUUUGCAGGUGUUCAGGUAGGAACCCAUAUGAGUAUCUGUAUAGGAAUAAAAUAAUGUUGUCUUUGAUCGGAAACCGCUCCUGCAAUUUUGGCUUUGACAAGAAAUAUCAUGUAACCAAUAGUAAUGUAUGUUCAAUAAAUAUCUGCAGCUGAAAAUAAUACAAAUGUGUCCUGCACUUCUUAAUACGUCUUUGAAUCUGCCCAUGUCGCUGAUCCCCGCCUAUGGUAGGGUGACCGCAGCAUCAUCUUGAUCCUUUGGAAAUGGAAUCCACCUCAGGCCAAAUGCCCAGCCCUCUCGGACUUGAUAUUGUGCGGACAGGAAUUGACUUGUUCGUUCUUCAUGUCACGCAUAAAAAGUGACUAGUGACACGUUACAUGUGAAAACGUGAGCUCUGAAUCGCGUCCUUACAGAAGGAACCAAAAAAAACUCUUACGCAGAAGGACGAAUUAUAUCUUUUUAGCUCACCUCUGGGGAGCUGUUCUCUCCAUAUCCACGGCAAAUGACAUGCAUUAAAUUACCUGAGGUGAGCACAUGGUCCCUGGACCAUUUCAUUUAUGGUGCAAAGUUCAACUGACCCCACGACGUGUAUCGUGUAUUUGAGUGAUCGAAGCAUAUCCUAGUAGUGCUCGGCAGAAAACAUUGCAUGUCAAAACGAAUCAUGUACAGAAUUUAAUAGAAUUAGACGAGGAUUUUAACCAGAGAAUGUUACACGUCACACGAGCAACUGAAAUGUCUCCUUGACAACUGAAAAUAU